Molecule: messenger RNA, 450 nt
Organism: Lichtheimia ornata
Lineage: Eukaryota; Fungi; Mucoromycota; Mucoromycetes; Mucorales; Lichtheimiaceae
Exons: 6
Coding region: 1-450 (149 amino acids)
Cellular component (GO): cytosol
Source: RefSeq, a predicted model, not a curated record
AUGUCGACUCCACUUGCCAGCGAUCUCUUGCUCCCUGAACUUGAACGACAACUCAAGGAAGAACCCCACCUUAUCCCAGCUGUUAAGGGUCUCUUUAUUGUCACUGUCACCAAGAAGAAAAAGGCAGCUGCUGUUUGGUACAUUCUUUUGCAAGGCAAGGAUACGAUGCCUGUCAUCACCAACGACCAAGAAAAGGCCAAGGACGCUGCCAAGACCAAGGUUAGAACCGUCAAGAUUCAAGUCGAGGACACUGAUCUCGUCAACUUUAUCACUGGAGGCAUGACUGGCGUAAAAGCCUAUAUGACAGGCAAGAUCAAGGUUCGUGGUGAUCUCAUCCUCGCACAAAAGCUCGAAGACAUCUUUGAGAAGGCUGGAGGACGUGAUCGCGCCAUCGCCUUCAUCAAGCAAAAUGAACAGCUAAGAGCAUUGACUGUGAAAUCCAAGUUGUAA